ACUACAUCGCCAAUUUGACCGUGUUUGCCUGAAAGAUAAGUAGCUGCGCAUUAAUUCCCUACAGCAGCAAUAAGAAAGUAACCUUCGUAAAUGCUCACAUUAUUUAGGUAUACGUAUUAGGUACACCCUGUACAGCCCGACAUGGGUCAUCUGCUAUAUAAGGAUGUCACCUCCCGACAAUUUCUUUCCCUUUUUAUCAUCUUCAACUUUGAAGCCUCGGGCAGGUAAGGUAGGCCAUUUUUCACAUCUCUCUUCAUCCUCUUUUUUCCCACCAUAAUCAUUUCGACUAUCAAAACCAAAAUCCCUGCAUCACGACCAUCGCCGUAUUAAAAAUCGUGUCAAUUAAUCCGAUUUUAAUCCAACGAAUAACAACAACAACACGGAUACUUUUGCGACAAUAAAAAGACGAUUCUUCGAUCGGAAAUUUAAGAAGGAAAAAAAAAAAAAAAUCAUAGGCAAUUAAAUACGACGAAAUUCAUUCAAAAUGUUCAGCCGACGAUUCGAGCAACCUUCUAACAAGAGCUUUUCGAAGUCUUCAAAGGCCAACAAAUCUAGUUCAUCAUUCAGCAAAACUCAUGGUGUUUCCAAGAGCCGACAUGAACCUCGUCAACAUCGUCGCCCCGCAACUGCGACAGCUUCAAAUAUCGCAAAUGAGACUGCCUUAUCACCAUCUGGCUCCUUAACUCCAUCCAUCGUCACUUUGGUCAUCGGAAAAGACCAACGCAUCUUCGCUGCCCAUGAAGACGUACUCUGCGCUUCGCCUUGGUUUCAAGAGACACUAUCCGCCCAAUACAUGGACCCACAGAACUCCAAGCGUAUCCAUCUUCCCCAUGAGGAGCCUGAGAUCUUCUCAUCUAUCCUAGAAUAUCUGUAUAAAGGCGACUAUUACCCUCGCUUGGUCCACAAUAAGCGUCGCAACUCUUGGGAGAUUGAACAGAUCGAAGAAGAUGGACAGAACUUGGCUGAGUCUACCGUCUACCAUCAUAGUGUUGAUGGUGAUGUCUUGAAGGAUACUGUCAUCUAUUGCACUGCCGACAAAUAUGGUCUUGAAGAACUCAAGCGUGUUGCUCUGCGCAAACAAGGACUUCAGUCCGGAAUUCAGUGUAGCACUAUCCUUGCAUCGGCCCGCUAUGCCUAUGCUAACACGCCCGACACCGACUCCAAGUUACGAGCACAUUAUCUCGCUCUCAUCAUUCGAAGCCGUAACACAUUCAAGCGGAGCGGCACGAUGCAGUUGGAGAUGCGUGCUGGUGGCACACAACUCUUCUUCGAUCUGUUUGUCGCUCUUUGUAACCAUGUCGAUGACAUUUCGAGCGCUCAAAACACUCCUCGAAGCAACCGUCACUUCUUCUAAGUACAUCAUCUCAUCCAUCCUAACGCUUACGCUUGUUUCUCAUCAUGCCCUCACCGUACCCGGAUCAUAUUCCGAAACCUAAUGAUCAACGUUUUCAUCUUAAAUCAUCUUAUUU
Hypoxylon trugodes is the source of this 1469-nucleotide messenger RNA. RefSeq lists its product as uncharacterized. Lineage: Eukaryota; Fungi; Ascomycota; Sordariomycetes; Xylariales; Hypoxylaceae. The record is from RefSeq and is a predicted model, not a curated record. The transcript is spliced from 4 exons. Bases 485 to 1354 code for a protein of 289 amino acids. Gene Ontology annotation, molecular function: protein binding.